AAUUAAGAAGUUAAAGAAAAAUAGAGUAGAUACUACUAUUGAAAAUGCUAAAUUUAAAGCUAGAGUUGUGAAAUUAGAACAGAAAUUUGAACUUCAGCUAGAAGACAGUGAUAAUUCUUAUAGGAAUAUUGUUAAUAUAUUCAACCCUUAUUAG
Dentiscutata erythropus is the source of this 154-nucleotide messenger RNA. The record is from the annotation of a GenBank genome assembly. NCBI's taxonomy places the organism in Eukaryota, Fungi, Glomeromycota, Glomeromycetes, Diversisporales, Gigasporaceae.